AUGCAAGUUGCUUUAGAAAAUGGUCUUGAACUGUGUCAUUUUCUCCAUUGUUUCAGCUUCGAAGGAGAGGAAACGAAAAAAAAAAAGAUUUCAAUGGAGAAGAACACUGACGGCAAAAAGAAGACUACUCCUUUGAUUCCAGCUAACUACAUCAGCAUACUUCAGCUCCAGGAGCGUUGGAUCAAUGAGAAAAAGAAGAAGCGUAAGGAGGAAGAAGAAGAAGAGAGACGACGGAAACAACAGGUCGAGGAAGAUAAACAGAGAGAAGAAGAUCUGAAGAAAGCAGAGGAGGAUGAGGAGAAGAAGCGUUUCAAUCGAAGUAAUCAGAAGCGUUCCGGAAGAAAAAGUCAAUCUACGAGCGGCGGAGGAGUGAAAUUCGUCGAGAAGGAGAAACCAGAAGUUACGGCGGUGAUCGGGAGCGGCGGGGGUGAAGAUACGGCGGAGAUGGAUAGGGGAUUUAGGAGGAAACGGUAUGAUAGUGGGAAGAAUAAGAAGAAAAUUCAAGAUGUGGCUAUGGUAAAUGAUCUCGUUGUCGAUUGUGGUGAUUGUGGUUCAAUCGCGCCGUCUGAGUCCGUCGUGACGGAGAAUGUUACUCCGGUGAAAGGUGUGGUUCGAGUUUAUAGGAAGAAAAAAGAAAAAAGUGUGGUUAAGGAUGCUGCGACGGCCAUAGGUACAAAAUUUGAGGAUCUUUCUAUUAAAAGAGAUGAAACCAAGAAUCUCAAGGCACAAACCAAACCGUUUAAUAACCGGGCAAAGCAGGGGAACGAUUUGGCGCAUCAGCGUGUUAAAAAGCCGAUACGAGCUGCUUCUGCUUCUGCUUCUACAAUGGUGUGGGUGAAGAAAGAGAGAGCUAAUAAUGAUGGAAUUGCAAGUGGCGUGAAGCCGCCAUUAAUUGCGUAACGUUUGCUCUUAAAGGUUUGCUCCUGGAAGGUGAACAAAACGAAACAGUCUCAAUUUGGUAGUGUUCAUUGAACAGAGAGAUCAUGGAACAGAUUUAUUUAAAGCAUUAGGGACUAAGGUUUUGAGGUGUAUGCAAAUGUACAUAACAUAAGUAUGAAUGACUGAUCAUCGUUACCAGACC
Capsella rubella is the source of this 1081-nucleotide messenger RNA. RefSeq names its product DNA ligase 1. The record is from RefSeq and is a predicted model, not a curated record. The transcript is spliced from 3 exons. Bases 1 to 900 code for a protein of 299 amino acids. Lineage: Eukaryota; Viridiplantae; Streptophyta; Magnoliopsida; Brassicales; Brassicaceae.